UAUACAUGUAUUACUGUGAUAUCGUUGAUUGUCAAAGAUGGGGGAUGAUAUACGUGUGUCACAGGGAUAUUGUUGCGCGUCACAGAUGAUGAUACUAUACACGCAUUACGGUGAUAUUUUGGAGUGUCGCACAUGGAGGGGGGUUAUACAUGUAUUACUGUGAUAUCCUUGAUUGUAAAAAUCGGGAAUGAUAUACGUGUGUCACUGAUAUUGUUGAAUAUCACAGAUCGGGAUGAUAUACGUGUGUCACAGUGAUGUUGUUGAGUGUCAACCUGACGAAUGGAGAAUAAACACGCAGUUCAGAUAAUAGGACUUACUGCUGCACUUUGGUCCCCAAAUACAUGUAGGUGCUGUGGUCUCAGGUAACAUGUAUGUAUGCAUUACAGAGAUACCGGGUACAUAGCCACACUUGAGGGUUAGGCUUAUUGUUCUGUGUGAGCGAGGACAAGGCGGGAUCAUAGGUACACUCAGGAAUACAUGUAACAGGCAUGUAUCAUUUGGCAUGUAUUACAGUAUGCUGAGAUACCGGAUACAUAGCCACACUUGGGGGUUAGGCUUAUUGUCCUGUGUGAGGGAGGACAAGGCGGGAUCAUAGGUACACACAGGAAUAUAUGUAACAGGCCUGUAUAAUUUGGCAGGAUAGGUGCAAUCCGAUUGGUCACAGUUUUGCGCUCGAAUAUACUCCAAUACACUGAGUGAAAAGGGACGCCACUCCCACGUAGGACUACUUCUUUCUAAGAAUGGAACUGAAAGAUCGAUGGCACGUCAUGUAAAAUGACAAACAGAACACUACAAACAUAUCUGCUUUGAUUUAUCGGCUUAUAAGGAAACAUAAUUCCGCCAUGUUGUAUCUUCUCAUCCUGUUCCUUGCCUUGGCCAGAUUAGGUGACUUUCAGUCCAGUCUUGUCUUACAAUUUCGCGUGUUGAUCAUCCAGCUGCCGUAUGAAAAUGCUACCAUUCCAUGUGAUUACACAGGUGAAAUAAAGAUGUUUUCAUGGACACGUAAUGACGUGAAUGGUGAUCUUGUGAUCAAGGUGAAUUCUGCAGGAAAUGUCAAAACUGGCCCAGAAUAUAAUGGUUCAGUUGAACUGGGUGACAAAUGCUCACUGGUCUUCAAGUCUCCAGGUUUUAAAGACAACGGUACCUUUGCGAUCACAGCAUACAACAAGCGUGAGUACUCAGAGGACGUCCAGGUCAUCGUUGUUAACGAAAGCGCGAAGCUGUAUUCCAAUGCUGUACGUCAGGGAAAGAGAAACGUGACAGAGUCUGAAACUGAUGACAUUUGUGUAGGUUGGAAGGCUGGCACUGGCAUCUGUGCACUGCUCCUAUGCGUUGUAAUAACUAGUAUGGUAAUAUACAAAAUGUGCCACAGAAAUGGUACGUACAUUAACAUUGUCUCAACUUACAGAAACUAUUGCGUGUCAUGGUGUACCUUAUCACAUUUGCGCAUGUUUAUGGGCGCCUUAUCCAGGUUUUCCUUCUUAACUUUACGUAGGUAUGCCCACCGCAGCUCAUAAUGCAUUCAUAAUUGACAUCUGGCCUCACCGUUUACCGGUGUACAUGUACCUCAUGAGAUAUGCACAUUGGGCUGUGUAUCAAAUAUCGGGAUUUCCUUCUUACAUCAGCUGGGUGUACCACACCCGCACCUUCGGAUCUCUCAUCACAUCUUCACGUGCGUACCACGCCUCUGGAUUUUUCUUCGCAUAGUUACCUGUUUGUGCACACCAUAUAUCCGAAUUUCUUACCACAUUUUUCACGUGUGUGUCCGCACAGGAUAUGCAGAUCUCUUACCACAUCUUCACGUGGUUGUAUGUGCAGCACGUCCGGAUCCCUUACCACUUCUUCAAGUGGUUGUGCGUGCAGCACAUCCAGAUCUCUUAACAUUUC
Liolophura sinensis is the source of this 1887-nucleotide messenger RNA. RefSeq lists its product as uncharacterized. The coding region runs from base 843 to 1517 and encodes 224 amino acids. The transcript is spliced from 6 exons. The record is from RefSeq and is a predicted model, not a curated record. Lineage: Eukaryota; Metazoa; Mollusca; Polyplacophora; Chitonida; Chitonidae.